Messenger RNA from Triticum turgidum subsp. durum (durum wheat), 240 nucleotides. The record is from the annotation of a GenBank genome assembly. NCBI's taxonomy places the organism in Eukaryota, Viridiplantae, Streptophyta, Magnoliopsida, Poales, Poaceae.
AUGCCCGGCUCCACCGUGCUGCUGAUCGGCGCCUCCAUGGUCGCGCUCCUCGUCGUCUCCCUCUUCACCUUCCUCUGCUCCAACCGGCGCCAGGCCCACCGCGCGUCGCCGUCGCCAUCACAGCGGAGCGUCGUCGACCUCGAGCUCGGCCUGGGGCGGCCGCAAAGGCGGACCCAACGAAAAAAGGGGCAAAAAUGCAUGACCAUAUUCAUGAACCAACAAGUCAAGCAUCCAUACUGA